AUGAUUUUUGGUACAUGGAAUGUUCAAGGGAUAAGGGGAAAAUUGGUGGAGGUCGAGAAGGUUAUGAAGCAAGGAAAAGUCGACAUCGUUGCCUUAACCGAAACGAAGAAGAAAGGAAACGGUAUAGAACAAGUUGGAGACUAUAUUCAUGUUUACAGCGGAGUCCCUAAAAGCAAUAGAGCAAGCAAAGGAGUAUCUUUACUGAUUAAAAAAGAACUUAAACACAAACUUACAGAUUGGGAAGCUGUAAAUGAGAGGAUAAUCUCAGCAAAUUUCAACCUAAAAGGACAUAGAACAACUGUCAUAGGUGUUUAUGCCCCGAACGAAGAUGCUACCGUCCUUGAAAAGGAUCAGUUUCAAGAACAAUUGGAGGAUGUACUCGUGAGGGUUGGUAAUCAACGUGAAGUGAUCUUACUUGGCGACUUCAACGCUCGGACAGGACGAAAGAAAAAUGAUAAGGUCAUUGGAGAAUAUGGUGAAGAAGUUCUGAAUAAUAAUGGUCAACGACUAAUACAGUUCUGCGAACAACAAAGUCUCAAAAUUUUAAAUGGGUUUUAUCCACAUAGAGAUAUUCACAAGUACACUUGGCGCCAACAAACCAGAGGCCUACGAUCAAUCAUCGACUAUGUGAUAGUAAAACAAAACAUCAGAUGGAAAGUUCGAGACGUAAGAGCAUACCGAGGAGCAGAUUGCGGGUCGGAUCAUUAUUUGAUAAAAGCACAAGUUUUUAUACCGUUCAAAAAUGAUAGAGAACAGAACGAAGCACAAUUGCAGGGAGAUAAAUUGGAGGAAGUUAGAUACAACUUGGACGGAUUUUACCACCAGAGCACUAAAACAUUGUAUCAAAGCCGCCUGGACCAAAAACUGAAUGAAAGUUUCUUAGAAGAUACUCCGAAUGCACUAUAUGAACACAUAGUUAAAACAUUACACACUGCGGCCAAAGAAGCACUAGGUGAAAGGAAAAAUACCAACUCACACAAUGCUCAGCUUACUUGGAAUGAUGAGAUGGAGCAACAAAAACGGAUUAAACAGCAUGCAUAUAACAGGAUGCUCAACUCUAAUGAUAUUAAUGAUAAUAUAUCAUAUAAACGUGAACGAGCGAAGUUCAAACGUAUGGUGAUCCAGAACAAAGACGAAACAUGGGAGAGGAAAUGUCAAGAAAUAGAGUCCCAUAUUGGAGGAGCAAGAUCGUCCGAAUCAUGGAAACUAAUCAAGGAACUGAGGAGAGAAAGCGCAAACAAGAUCAAUUUGAACCCAAUAAAACUGGAAAGAUGGAAAGAAUACUUUGAGCAGGAACUGAAUGAAGACAGAGAACAAUAUUUAACACACUCACCAACUAAUUACACCAUCCAGGGACAGCAUAUACAAGUCAAAGAGGAAAUGGUUUGGAAAGCAUUAAAGAGCAUGAGAAACAAAAAAGCUGCAGGACCUGAAGGAAUCCCAGCAGAGCUGCUGAAAAAUGGCACAGAAAAACUGGUGAAGAUGUUGCGCCAUCUAUUCGAGAAGUUUAUAAAUGGAGCGGCAAUACCGGAAGUUUGGAAGGAAGCUUGGAUCACACCAAUCCAUAAAAAAGGAGUGAAGAGUGAGUGCCAAAACUAUAGAUGCAUUUCAGUAACGAGUACCUUCAGUAGAAUAUAUGGGAAAAUAUUGAGAAAAAUAAUCGAAGACGAAUACGAUCCCUAUGAUAUUGAACAACAAUCAGGUUUCAGAGCUGGCAGGUCAUGUGUAGACAACAUCUUCAGCAUCAACCAAAUAAAUGAGAAAAAAACAGCAACAAAUCGAGAAGUUCACCUUCUAUUUGUAGACCUCACGAGGGCAUACGAUACAGUUCCGAUAAAGAAACUGUGGCAGGUAUUAGAAAUGUCACCAAUCAACAGCACGGCAAUCAGUGCAAUAAAACAAUUAUACGGACAAUCUUACUCAAGAGUAAAACUGGGAAAAUCUCUCUCGCCAACCUUCACAGUUACAAAAGGUCUCAGGCAGGGCUGCUGUUUAUCCACCACUCUAUUUAAAAUAUACUUAAAUGAAGCUUUGAAGAGAUGGAGAAGAUCUUGCCAUGGAAUGGGAAUUCAGCUUACAGACGAUACAGCACUUUACACACUUCACUUUGCGGAUGAUCAAGUUGUGAUUGCACAAGAUAAAGAAGAUCUGGAGUUCAUGUCAAGAAGACUUUUCGAAGAAUACCAAAAUUGGGGUCUCACAGUAAAUCUAAGAAAAACCAAAUAUAUGUGCGUUGGCGGAGAGAAAGAAAAGUUGAUGGUGAAUGACGACGUUGAAAUAGACGCCUGCGAUGAAUACAUCUAUUUAGGGACGAAAAUAACAGCAGAUGGAAGAACACAAAACGAAAUAGAGAGCAGAAUAAACAAGGGAAAAACAACCAUAAGACACUUAAACUCGAUCCUAUGGUCCAAAAGCAUUUCAGCUGAGAAGAAACGCUAUAUUUAUUCCUCUGUGUUCAAGAGUAUCGUCCUAUAUGGAAGUGAAACAUGGCAGUUAACAAAAAGCCUUGAAAAAAGACUUCUAGCUCUUGAAAUGGACUUUUGGCGAAGAUCAGCCCGAGUAUCGCGAAUGGAUAGGAUGAGAAAUGAAAGAGUAAGGGAACUUAUGAAGGUAGAAAAAACAAUAAUAGAGGAUACUCAGCAGAAGCAGCUCAUUUGGUAUGGACAUGUUGAGAGAAUGUCAGAUCAAAGAAUUCCUAAACUUGCUCUGAAGUGGGUACCGAGGGAAAGGAAGAAGCGAGGAAGGCCAAAGGUUACCUGGAUGAGCGGCAUACAAAAAGCAAUGUCUGAGAGAAAUCUGAGACCAGGAGAAUGGGAGGAUAGAAGAGGCUGGAGACUGGGAACCGGAAGGCGUAGGACGCUAUAA
This is a messenger RNA of Coccinella septempunctata (seven-spotted ladybird), 2865 nucleotides long. RefSeq lists its product as uncharacterized. Lineage: Eukaryota; Metazoa; Arthropoda; Insecta; Coleoptera; Coccinellidae. The transcript has a single exon. The coding region runs from base 1 to 2865 and encodes 954 amino acids. The record is from RefSeq and is a predicted model, not a curated record. Gene Ontology annotation, molecular function: catalytic activity.